Molecule: messenger RNA, 666 nt
Organism: Fraxinus pennsylvanica
Lineage: Eukaryota; Viridiplantae; Streptophyta; Magnoliopsida; Lamiales; Oleaceae
Source: the annotation of a GenBank genome assembly
AUGGCCGAGUUUUUCUCAAUUUCGCGGAGAAUUUACCUGACAAUCUACAAUUGGACCGUGUUAAUCGGAUGGUUACAAGUGUUUUACCUUUCUGUAAAGACGCUGAAGGAAUCCGGCCACGAACAUGUCUACGCCGCCGUCGAGAAGCCGCUGCUCUGGGCACAAACUGCCGCCGUGUUCGAGAUUCUACACGGUCUAAUUGGAUUGGUCAGAUCUCCGGUCAGUGCUACUCUGCCCCAAAUCAGCUCCAGAUUGUACGUGGCGUGGGGGAUUUUGUGGAGUUUUCCUGAAAUAAGGACUCAUUUUCUCGUGAGUUCACUGGUGAUUAGCUGGUCAAUUACUGAGAUUAUUCGAUAUUCGUUUUUCGGUUUGAAGGAAGCUUUCGGUUCUGCUCCAUCCUGGCUGCUUUGGCUGAGGUACAGCACGUUUCUUAUACUGUACCCUACGGGAAUUUCAAGUGAAGUGGGUUUGAUAUACAUUGCACUGCCUUUCAUGAAGGAAUCACUGAAAUACAGCAUAAGCAUGCCUAACAAAUGGAAUUUUUCCUUUGAUUACUAUUACUUGGCACUUGGGGUUCUCGGCGUUUAUGUUCCGGGGAGUCCCCAUUUGUUCGGGUACAUGCUUGGCCAGAGGAAAAAAGCACUUGCCAAAGCCAAAAGUGAGUAG